UCAGGUCUUGGCCCACUAGCUCAGUCAGGCACCCAGUGCGGCUGCCCCCGUCCCUCGCGCUCACUAUUCGACUCGCGUUCUCCCUCUCCUCGGCUCAGCCUCAGAAACAUCGUGACACAGGAUAGAAGUUAUCUCCCCUCGCACUCUCUCUCUCGUACUCUGAAGUUCUCUGGCCUCUCUCAGUAUCCGCUAGUCUCCAGCCCUGUUCUUUUCGUACGUUGAUCGUGUAAUGCCGGUGAUUGCCUUUCUCACAAAAGGGCCAAGUUGAAAGCAGGAACUUGACUCUGCAGUAAUGGCCCAGCUGAAAGCAGUUUCUCCUUAUUCAUGCUCGAAUCUAUCUCCCUUGGGACAUAGAACAGAGCAUCUACUGCUUCCCCAAAUAUGGUACGCGAAGCCAUCAUCACCUAGAGAGUUGAGGCCAAGAACAAACAUUGGCAUCACCAAACUUCCGGUAGUAAAAGCAGUUCUGCACAGUGAUACAGAGACAGACGUUUCCUAUGUCAAGGCUAGUGGGCUUCGAGGAAAAUUAAAUAAGGUUGUGCUAGCUUAUAGUGGUGGUUUAGACACAUCAGUCAUUGUCCCAUGGUUAAGAGAGAAUUAUGGCUGCGAUGUUGUUUGCUUCACUGCUGAUGUUGGCCAGGGUUUAAAGGAAUUGGAAGGUUUAGAAGAGAAGGCCAAAGCCAGUGGAGCCUCUCAGUUGGUGGUGAAGGAUUUGAAGGAGGAAUUUGUUCAGGAUUACAUAUUCCCUUGCUUGCGUGCUGGUGCAAUUUAUGAGAGGAAGUAUCUCCUUGGGACUUCAAUGGCUCGCCCUGUUAUUGCCAAAGCCAUGGUGGAUGUUGCGAAAGAAGUUGGAGCAGAUGCUGUCUCUCAUGGUUGUACUGGGAAAGGAAAUGAUCAGGUUCGGUUUGAGCUCACAUUCUUUGCUCUGAAUCCCAAGUUAAAUGUUGUGGCUCCAUGGAGGGAGUGGGACAUUACAGGGAGGGAAGAUGCGGUUGAGUAUGCAAAGAAGCAUAACGUACCUGUUCCUGUGACAAAGAAAUCCAUAUACAGCAGAGACAGAAACCUUUGGCACCUUAGCCAUGAGGGUGAUAUUUUGGAAGAUCCUGCAAACGAGCCAAAAAAGGAUAUGUACAUGAUGUCUGUGGAUCCAGAGGAUGCUCCAAAUCAAGCAGAAUAUGUGGAUAUCGGUAUAGAAUCAGGAUUACCCAUUGCAGUCAACGGGAAGAGGCUUUCACCAGCAUCUUUACUCUCUGAACUCAAUGAAAUUGGUGGAAGGCAUGGAAUUGGUCGGAUUGACAUGGUUGAAAACCGGCUUGUCGGCAUGAAGAGCCGAGGAGUUUAUGAAACUCCUGGAGGAACCAUUCUUUUCACUGCAGCACGGGAGUUAGAGUCUUUGACCCUUGACCGGGAAACAAUCCAGGUCAAAGAUUCAUUAGCCCUUAAAUAUGCAGAGCUGGUGUAUGCUGGAAGGUGGUUUGAUCCUCUCCGAGAAUCCAUGGAUGCCUUUAUGGAGAAGAUCACAGCAACUACAACAGGUUCUGUGACAUUGAAACUGUACAAGGGCUCUGUUACUGUGACUGGCCGGAAGAGCCCUUAUAGCCUGUACAGGCAAGAUAUUUCAUCAUUUGAGAGUGGUCAGAUUUAUGAUCAAGCCGAUGCUGCUGGGUUCAUACGGCUUUAUGGCCUUCCAAUGAGGGUGCGAGCAAUGCUUGAGCAGGGCAUCUAAGUUUUUUCUGCUCUUGGUGAUUAACAUGCUUGUUUUGCUGCACUUAAUUUUUGUGUAACUUUUAUUGGGCAAUUUCACAAACUUCAUUGCAAUAAUGCAUGUAGACAUCACAUAAUUUCCUUA
Messenger RNA from Prosopis cineraria, 1849 nucleotides. Its product is annotated as argininosuccinate synthase, chloroplastic-like. The transcript is spliced from 11 exons. The record is from RefSeq and is a predicted model, not a curated record. Gene Ontology annotation, cellular component: cytoplasm. NCBI's taxonomy places the organism in Eukaryota, Viridiplantae, Streptophyta, Magnoliopsida, Fabales, Fabaceae. Gene Ontology annotation, biological process: L-arginine biosynthetic process; urea cycle. Bases 293 to 1726 code for a protein of 477 amino acids. Gene Ontology annotation, molecular function: argininosuccinate synthase activity; ATP binding.